Vanessa atalanta (red admiral) is the source of this 764-nucleotide messenger RNA. Its product is annotated as inosine triphosphate pyrophosphatase. NCBI's taxonomy places the organism in Eukaryota, Metazoa, Arthropoda, Insecta, Lepidoptera, Nymphalidae. Gene Ontology annotation, cellular component: cytoplasm. Gene Ontology annotation, biological process: nucleoside triphosphate catabolic process. Bases 125 to 706 code for a protein of 193 amino acids. The transcript has a single exon. Gene Ontology annotation, molecular function: nucleoside triphosphate diphosphatase activity. The record is from RefSeq and is a predicted model, not a curated record.
UUAAAAAUAAACCAAAAUACUGAAGCACAUGUUUCGCAGAUAUUCAAAACAUUAACUCGACACUUUUUCUAAUAAGUCCAAAAUAAAUUUUAAAAACCCUCUAUUUCUAUAACUAUAAAACAAAAUGAAUAAAAGAACUCUUACAUUUGUAACAGGAAAUGUAAAAAAGUUGGAAGAGGUAAGAGCUAUUUUAGGGAACAAUUUUCCAUUGGAAGUUGUAAGUCAUAAAUUAGACUUACCAGAGUUACAAGGAGAAAUAAAUGAAGUAUCAAUUAAGAAAUGUCAAGAAGCAGCCCGCCUUAUAAAUAGGCCAGUAUUUAUCGAAGAUACAAGCCUCUGUUUCAACGCUUUAAGAGGCCUUCCUGGUCCUUAUAUUAAAUGGUUUCUAGAUAAAUUAGAACCAGAAGGCUUGCAUAAGCUACUAACGGGAUGGGAAGAUAAAUCGGCAGAAGCGGUUUGCACAUUUGCGUAUAGUUCAGGCAAUAGUGAUGAUGAUAUUGUUAUUUUUCAAGGAAUAACCAAAGGAACUAUAGUUCCACCAAGAGGUUCUAGAGAUUUCGGAUGGGACUGCAUUUUUCAGCCUUAUGGUUAUGAUAAAACAUAUGGAGAAUUACCAAAAGAGGAAAAAAACAAAAUAUCCCAUAGAUACAAAGCAUUAGAUAAAUUAAAGACUUAUUUCAUAGAAAGGAAUGGACAAAUAUCAUAAUCACAGUGUAUUGUAUGUAUAAUGUUACUCAAUUAAAUAAAUAAAUGUUACAAUUGUU